AUGUCCACCACCACCGCAAUGGACACCGACCCCGCCCCCACCCCCAAAGUUCAAGUCCAAUUCGUGACCCGCCACGCCGACAUCGCCGUGCCCCCCGCGCCCAUCCUCGUCCCCACAAACCUCAAGCGCUACGGCCUCUCGCAGAUCAUCAACCACCUGCUGGACACUCCCACGCCCGUGCCCUUCGACUUCCUCGCCGCAGGCGCCUUCCUGCGCUCCUCGCUCGACGAGUACCUCACGCAGCACGGCCUCAGCGCUGAGAGCGUCGUCACGCUCGAGUACGUGCGCGCCGUGGUACCCCCCAAAUUCCGCGCCGCGUUCCAGCAUGAUGAUUGGGUGUCGAGUGUGAACACACUCUCCGCCGAUGGGGAUGCACCGCUCAUCUUGUCGGGCUCCUAUGAUGGCAUCGCGCGCGUGUGGAACAUCAGCGGCCAGGUGGUCGCUGAAGCGUCUGGCCACACCGCGGCCAUCAAAGCCGCCAAAUGGACGCCCAAUGGCGCCGGCAUCGUAACAGCGGGGAUGGACCGCACGCUGCGCCUCUGGUCCUGCGACCCCGAGUCCUCCGCCAUCACGCCGCUCGCCGAGCUCCUCGGCCACAAAUCCACCCACCAUCGGGCUCUGGUCCACCACCCCCGCCACCUCCCUCCCCCCGCCCCAUCAUCCCUCCUCCCGCCCAAGCCCUCCAAGAAACGCAAAACCACCUCCACCACCACGACCAUCCCGCGCUACGGCGCCCUCGCGCUCCUAACCGGCCACACGGGGCCAGCCUCCGCCGUCGAGUUUGACGGGAAAGACGCAACAGUGGCAUACUCCGCCGGGUGGGACCACACCAUCCGCACAUGGGACCUGGCCACGCACCGCCUCGUCGACACGCGCACGACGCAGCACCCGGUCGCGAGUAUGUGUGUUUUACCAUCGCUGUCGCUGCUGGCGGCGGGGAGCACGGCGCGGCAUAUCACGCUGCAUGACCCGCGCGCGGGGGCGAGCGAGGUGGCGGCGGGGGUGCUGAGGGGGCAUACGAACUGUGUUGCGGCGCUGUGUGCGGGCGGGGAGUGGAUGAUGGCGUCGGCGGGGCAUGAUGGCACGGUGAGGGUGUGGGAUGUGAGGGCGGUGGGGAGUGGCAGUGUGUUUGUUGUUAGGAGGGAGGGAGGGGGUGGGGAGGGGGUGACGGGGAGGGAGAAGGUGUUUGCGGUGGAGUGGAGUGGGGUGGGGAUUGUGAGUGGGGGGGAGGAUAGGAGGGUGCAGAUUAAUGAGACGCCGACAGGGGCGGAGGGGGUGGAGCCGAAGUUGUAG
This is a messenger RNA of Morchella importuna, 1293 nucleotides long. RefSeq lists its product as uncharacterized. Lineage: Eukaryota; Fungi; Ascomycota; Pezizomycetes; Pezizales; Morchellaceae. Gene Ontology annotation, cellular component: preribosome, large subunit precursor. The coding region runs from base 1 to 1293 and encodes 430 amino acids. The transcript is spliced from 2 exons. Gene Ontology annotation, molecular function: protein binding. The record is from RefSeq and is a predicted model, not a curated record. Gene Ontology annotation, biological process: ribosome biogenesis.